GGCAUCUCUGGUGCUUACUAAGUACUUAAUCUUAUCUUAGCUUAUGAAUCUGGAGAUAUUUUGUCUAUUUUGAGAGCUUCCAUGUUAUUUUUUUAUUUUUAUUUUUAAUCAUCAUCCAGUCGCAUUCAACUUAUAUAUUGUAUUACAAGUACCUAAUUAGCAGGAACAGGUCCUGUAUUCUACACUUCACCUUAAGAUAAUCUCAUCUCGUUUAAAGUAUUAUAAUCAAUAAAUUUGUCAAAAUGUUGUGUCACCACUGCCGUCGCCUCGUCGCGACAGUGGUCCGACGAGGUCCUACUACGAUAUCGGGACGCGCCCGGCUCAUACAUACAUUUACCUCGACAAAUAGUCUCCCCAGGGCUGUGUUACCAUCAAUAAAUAGCUUAAAAAGUUCCCGAAAUACUAUUGCGCGAUUUUAUUCCCCCGCUUCCAAUACAGCGGCAGCCCCGAACGCCUCCUCAACUGUGUCACCCCAACCCGAAAAGCCCGACUAUCUAGACGACGCCGAAUCGUUGAUAUGGGACAAGUUGACAGCCGAGUUCGCCCCAACAGAGCUCAUGGUACAAGACAUAUCAGGAGGCUGCGGGUCGAUGUAUGGGAUUGAGAUCACAUCGGAGAAAUUUCGAGGUGUGAACAUGCUGAAACAGCAAAGAAUGGUGAAUGCCGUCCUGGGUGAUCAGAUGAAAGGUUGGCAUGGCGUCCAGCUUCGCACUAAAAUCCCUUGAUCUGAAUCACUAUCGAAAACAUUCAGAAUCGGGAAUGAAACCAACCCGAUGGAGAAGGUGGCAGAUAUUGAAGCCACGAAACCUCGAGAGUUUUGCUCCUUCGAUCAUCGGUUGCUUUAAAUAUCACAUGCUUCAUUACGCUAUAUCGGCCAUCAUACCCGAUCGUCACCGGAACCCUUCAACGAAGCCGUUCAUG
This is a messenger RNA of Hypoxylon trugodes, 921 nucleotides long. Its product is annotated as bola-like protein. Bases 243 to 725 code for a protein of 160 amino acids. Lineage: Eukaryota; Fungi; Ascomycota; Sordariomycetes; Xylariales; Hypoxylaceae. The record is from RefSeq and is a predicted model, not a curated record. The transcript has a single exon.